GCCCCUGGUGACCUCAGAAAGCUGGAACAACAGCAGGAUCAGCUGCUACUAGAUAUUUCAGAGGAGAAGUGCCACAAUCGAGAAGGUUCCAGUAAGAAGAAAACAAGCAGUCGCUGCAUCAGAGACUGAGAUAAAGAAAGGAGCGGACGAUAAACAUCUGCUUUCUCCACGUCCCGUUCAUAGUGAAAUCACAGCCAAAAGAGGAAAGGUUGGGGUUUAGUGUGCAAAAAGGAACCACACCCACUUGCAACCUCCCACAAAUCUCCCACUUCUCUGCAACCUCUUCUUCUCAGCAGAAGAUCCCUGUGCUCCUCGCCAGUCUCUCCCGUUCUCUCAGCCCGCCGUGACGCAGCCAUGGACCGCUCGACGCAGGAGCUGUUCCUCAACUUCAUGAUUGUCUUAAUCACCGUGCUGCUGAUGUGGCUGCUGGUGAAAGCUUACCAGGACUGAACCACAACGCGAGAAAGCGAGGAGAUGAAUAAGAGGCAGAGGGGAUGGAGAUCUAGGUGUGGAGGGAAGCCAGCAUGGGUUACUGUAGGACCUCAUGCAGACGCAGUGUUUACAAGCUUUCAUUCUUUUAGACUACGGUCAUUGGUCUGAUCCAGAGCUCUAGUAUUCAUUUGCAGUCAGAAACCAUGUGAUUGCUAAAGCCAGGGCAGAGCUCCAGAGACAAAACUAGUCUUGGAUCUGUACUUGUAUUAUGAGAUGUUGUUUGAAUGUGGCCUUGAAAUUCUGGCAAGAGCAAAAGCUUAAAUCGUUGUACAGAUGGGAUGGUGAAUAAAAAUAACUGAACUGA
Messenger RNA from Lates calcarifer (barramundi perch), 796 nucleotides. RefSeq names its product sarcolipin. The coding region runs from base 355 to 450 and encodes 31 amino acids. The transcript is spliced from 2 exons. Gene Ontology annotation, molecular function: enzyme regulator activity. The record is from RefSeq and is a predicted model, not a curated record. NCBI's taxonomy places the organism in Eukaryota, Metazoa, Chordata, Actinopteri, Centropomidae. Gene Ontology annotation, cellular component: membrane.